Messenger RNA from Fusarium sp. VM40, 1560 nucleotides. The record is from the annotation of a GenBank genome assembly. NCBI's taxonomy places the organism in Eukaryota, Fungi, Ascomycota, Sordariomycetes, Hypocreales, Nectriaceae.
AUGCGUCGCUAUCAACCCGCCUCAUUGCUCGCCUCCGUGCUUGUGGCCCCAGCUCUAGCUGGCCCAGGUCAGAGCCUCGAUGCCAUCUGUGAAUCCACUGUAGGAGUUUACGGAUGCGAGGAAUACAUGCAGAUUCCUUAUGGAUCGGAGCCCAUCACGACUUGUUUCGACACCAGUCCCUGCGGAGUCCAGAUUCUGACCAACAACAAGAAUAUCUGCGACCUCGUCAACGAGACUUACAUUGGUGGUUAUACCGCUUUCUGCCACCGGGCACCCGAUGCGCUAAGAGUGAUUAAGACAGACGGUCCUGUUUGGAGAGAUGGGAAGCUCAGCGGCGCCGAUCGAAUUUCCCUUCAGGUGGCUGACGGUAUUGAAGAUGAAUUUGAUGGACGGGGCUUUAAGUUUCAGAACAACAAAAACACCGUCUUGGCUAAUCAGCUGGUUAACAAGGAUGGCUGGACAGUGUUGAAAGCACCAGUGAUCGAGAUGAGGAGCUACUACGAUAUCGCCGUCGCCCUCAUCAACUGGGAGGAGUCGGGCUAUGCUGAGAGCCAAUUCAAUGCCAUCAUGAAAUGGUUCGAGAACUGGAUCUCCCGUGGCACAGAAAUCAGAAACGGGAAGCUUGCUACGAUGCUCAAGGACUGGGAGAAGGUCUUUGCGACACCAUACAAGAACAGAAUCACCGCCAUCAAAACGGCAGCAAGCACCGUCCAGACACGCGUCGCAACUGUUUCCAGCAAGGUAGAGGCAACCAAGAAGAGUAUUUGCCAGAACAAAGCAUGUACGGGGAAGACUGCUUCCACGUACCUCAGCAACGUUUCUGCGGCUCUCAAGGCAGUCAAGGACCUCUCCAACAUCGUCGCGGCUGCAAAUUCGGCAGAUGAGAAGCGAAAAUACAUCUACUAUAACUACCUCAACAACAUUCAAGCACCGUUCACUACGGAUCCGGUACACUUGGUUCCUAAUAACCUAGCCGACCUUCUUGACGAUAAAAAGCUAAACACUCUUCAAGGACUGAUGCAUGGCUUUGGUACUGUUACUCUCGAGUUAUCAAUGUACUCAAACGACAUCAAGACUAACCUCACACCUCUCAUCCUGCUCACAAAGCACGAGAGUAGAGUUCGGGAUGCCUUGAAGAAGAUCAACAGCCAGCUUACCCAGAACUGGAAGAACAACCAAGAGCUUUCCAAGACUGCGUCCUCUCGAAAGGUCCGCGAUGGCUUCAUCCAGAUCCAGGCUCUUCUUAAGAAGGAACUUCAGGGUUCCCUUACCACUCUCAUCAACGCCAUUGGUGCUUUCAACACCGACUUUGGCAAGUUCCCACUCCGGUAUAACACGAUGGAGAUCGCUUGGGGAGCUGCUCCGUUCGACCGUUGGUUUAACCUGGAGUUUGACUACCCGUGCAGGAAGCAAGUUACGAAGACCUUCACGGAGGCUGGUUUCUCAAAGGAUUUCAGCUGGCCCGUAUUCAGUCCGUGCAGAUUCACUGCUCAGAAGAUUGUCCUGCCUCGUGGCUGGAUCCCUUAUUUGAAAUACCGAUUCGUUAAGAACACGAGCUAA